CUCCUCCACUUCGGUCAAGUUGGCAGCAUCGUCGCAAACAUACGGCUUGACAGUGUUCCUUUUCUUUCCUCUUCCGUUUCGAAUACACCAGGUUCAAAAUGGUGCAACGGUUAGUUUUCAGGCGACGAUUGUCGUACAACACAAAAUCAAACAAAAGGCACAUCGUGCGUACCCCAGGUGGUAAACUGGUUUACCAAUACCUGAAGAAGAACAGGAAGGUACCAAAGUGCGGACAAUGCAAGGAGAAGCUUAGGGGUAUCACCCCGUCCAGGCCUCUGGAGAGGACCCGCAUGUCCAAGCGUUUGAAGACCGUUCAGCGCACGUACGGUGGCGUCUUGUGCCACAAGUGCGUCAAGGAAAAGAUCGUCAGGGCUUUCCUCCUCGAGGAGCAGAAGAUCGUCGUGACCGUCCUCAAGGCCCAACAGGGCACCAAGAAGAGGAAGUCAAAGAAAUCGAAGGUCAACAAGAAGCCAGCUGCUGCCGCAGCCAAGCCCGCUGCCGAAAAGUAGAUUUAAUAUAUUAAAUAAAGACGAUUGUGACAAGAAAACCAAUAAACGUUUGAUAAUUUACAACA
Messenger RNA from Nicrophorus vespilloides, 574 nucleotides. RefSeq names its product 60S ribosomal protein L34-like. Gene Ontology annotation, molecular function: structural constituent of ribosome. Gene Ontology annotation, cellular component: ribosome. The transcript has 3 exons. Gene Ontology annotation, biological process: translation. The record is from RefSeq and is a predicted model, not a curated record. NCBI's taxonomy places the organism in Eukaryota, Metazoa, Arthropoda, Insecta, Coleoptera, Silphidae. Bases 99 to 509 code for a protein of 136 amino acids.